Molecule: messenger RNA, 1494 nt
Organism: Heteronotia binoei (common prickly gecko)
Lineage: Eukaryota; Metazoa; Chordata; Lepidosauria; Squamata; Gekkonidae
Product: vomeronasal type-2 receptor 26-like
Exons: 4
Coding region: 1-1494 (497 amino acids)
Biological process (GO): G protein-coupled receptor signaling pathway
Cellular component (GO): membrane
Molecular function (GO): G protein-coupled receptor activity
Source: RefSeq, a predicted model, not a curated record
AUGUGUAAAGUGGAUCCUCUGAACUGCCCCAAAAAGAAUUCCCUCCACGUUCUCCAUGAGUGGUACCGGACAGGAGACUUCAUCAUUGGGGAGGUUACUUCUCUAUUCAAUGUCCAACUUCACAGUUUUGAGUUUGACAGACCUCCUUCGCAGCAGUUAUCUGACCCUCCAGAAAUGUUGACAAAAUUCUACCAACACAUCCUGGCCUUGGUGUUUAGUGCUCAAGAGAUCAAUGAAAACCCACACAUUUUACCCAAUGCUACGCUUGGUUUCCACAUCUACGAUAGCUACAACAAUGCAAAGAUGAUGUAUCGCAGCACCUUGGACCUGCUCUUCAAAAUGCAAAAAUCUGUCCCUAAUUACAUAUGUUAUAGAAAGAAAAACCUCAUUGCUGUCAUUGGUGGAGCUGAUGCAGAUAGCUCUUUCCGUAUGGCAGAUAUUUUAGGUCCCCACAAAAUUCCUCAGGUAUUGCCCUUGUCCAUUUGCAAUGACCACUGCUACCCUGGAUAUCACAAGCGGAAGAAGGAAAGAGAGAAGUUCUGUUGCUAUGAUUGUGCUCCCUGUACAGAAGGAAAAAUCUCACACAUGAAGGAUAUGGUGGACUGCAUCAGAUGCCCUAAAGACAAAUUUCCCAACAAGGACCAGGACCAGUGCAUUAACAAAAUCCUAAGUUUCCUAUCUUUUAAAGAACCUUUAGGUAUCACUUCAACAGCUGCAGCAGUUUUCUUGUCCCUGACUGCAGCUUUAAUGCUAAGAACUUUCUUUAAGCAUAGAAACACCCCCAUAGUAAAAGCCAACAACCGGGAUAUCACCUAUAUGCUCCUUAUCUCUCUCCUGCUCUGUUUCCUCUCUUCUUUGCUAUUUCUUGGAGAACCAGACAAGGCGACUUGCCUCUUACGACAAACUGCCUUCACUAUCAUCUUUACAAUUGCUGUUUCUUCUGUACUAGCCAAAACCCUCACUGUGGUUGUAGCUUUCAGGGCCACAAAACCAGGGUCUAUCAUAAGAAAAUGGGUUGGGAAAAGACUGGCCGGCUUCAUCAUUGUUUCUUGUUCUUUCAUUCAAGCAAUCAUUUGCUUGAUGUGGCUCAGAAUUUCACCCCCUUUCCCAGAUCUUGACAGGCAGUCACUUGCUACAGAAAUUGUGUCAGAAUGUAAUGAAGGGUCUCCAAUUAUGUUCUAUAUUGCCCUGGGCUACAUAGGACUUCUAUCUGUCAUCAGUUUGAUCAUGGCUUUUCUAGCCAGGAAGUUGCCAGAUAGUUUUAAUGAAGCCAAAUUCAUCGCAUUCAGCAUGCUCAUCUUUUGCAGUGUCUGGGGGUCUUUUGUUCCAACCUAUCUUAGCACCAAAGGGAAAUACAUGGUGUCUGUGGAAAUCUUCUCUAUCUUGACCUCCGGUGCUGGACUACUGGCUUGUAUCUUUUUGCCCAAAUGUUAUAUUAUUCUGCUGAAGCCUGAGUUGAACGAGAAGCAUCUUCUAAUUCACACAAGGAAUUAA